CAGGAGAGCCUGAGCUGGUCCUGGCUCUACAGGUAGCAGCUUCCUCUCAUUCUCCAGACAGCAGAGGAGCUUCUGGACGACCUGCAGGAAACGUUCCCGGUGAUCUCAGCGGUUGAUCUUCUCGUCACCGCAGCAGGAGAGUGCAUCAGCUGAGCGGCGGGUAUGAAAGCAGCCGAUGUCUUCGUGGACGAAUCGGAGCUCGAGAUGUUUGUGGUGGAAGCUGGAAUCUGCUGCUCUGAUUGGAUGAUUCCAGACGGCGCUCUUCUUCUUCUUCUCCUGUUUCUGGUUGUCAGCAGAGUUUGUUCAUGAGGAUAUUUUUCAUCACAUUCUUGGGUUGUGGAUUACCGACCGCCGAGCAUCAUGGGAGACAUGAAGGCAGCCAAUGAAAGCCCUCGAUGACACUGGAGUUUGUUGAGACUUUUUGAACCGCUGAGAGUUCCUUCCUGGUGGAUUAUUGAAGCUUCUGCAGAUGUUCGAGGGCCUGAAGCUCGUCUCCAGUUGAACUUCAGGAGUUUCUGCCGCCAUGCUCCCUGGAGGGCUGGCGUCCGGAGGAGGGGGUCGAGGCGGCGGCCUCUGCCUGCUCCAGUGGCUGGGCCUCCGGCUGUGGUCCCGCCGGGGGACCCUGGUCUUCGCUCUGCUCUGGUUCGGGUCCUGGUUGUUCCUGAACGGCCUGGUUCUGGUCCACCGAAGCAUCCUGUCCGACUACUGCACCGACGACAAGAGCAAGAGGAUCCUGCAGAGGCUGUGUCUGGAGUUCGGCGAGGGUUCGGUGACCGGCGACAUGUGCGAGGAUCUUUGUGUUCUGCGCCUGGUCGAGUACAAACGCUGCCUCUACUACGAGAACGGGAAGAAGGUGAUCGAGGCUCGCUGGAGAGGAAACCCCGUCAUCCUCAAGUCCAAGCUGGAGAACUUCUCCUCGUACGAGCCGCUGGGGAUCCUGGACUACCAGGACACGGCGGAGGAGCUCUCCCCUCUGGAUGUGGUCUUCUACGCUACUCUGGAGGUACGGAACUCCCUGGGGCUGGCCGGGGAGGACGAGGACGAGGACGGAGGAGGAGGAGGAGGAGGAGGAGGGAACGGCUCUCUGGCCAGACUCUGGGGGAAGAAGCUGAAGAGCAGAGAUAAGAGCUACUCCAGAGCAGAGCUGGCCUCGCUGUGGUCGCUGCUGCAGCAGGAGGAGUUCACCUUCCUCAGAGUCCUGCAGGACCUCAGCAGCCACGUGGCCAGAGUGUUGGGCUCCUGCGGUCACUUCUACGCCGUGGAGUAUCUGUCGGCCGGACACGCCUGGGACCAGAACAUCUUCUCCCUGGACGAUGUGGCCGUUCCUGGGCUGCAGGAGCAGAACGGGGCCGGGGCUCGGGGCAGGUGGACCUCCAGGGAGAUGGUGCAUCGCAUCGCUCUGAGCUUCCUGGACAUGGUGUGGCACUUCGACAACGACUUCACCCACAAGCUGCACCUCUGCGACAUCAAGCCGGAGAACUUCGCCAUCAGGAAGGACCUGACGGUGGUCGCCAUCGACGUGGACAUGGCGUUCUUCGAGCCCAAGAUGAGGGACAUCCUGGACCAGAACUGCAGCAGCGACGACGACUGCAACUUCUUCGACUGUUCGUCCAGAUGUGACCCGAUGAAACGCCGCUGCAGCCCGACACGACGAAACACAAACCUGCAGGUGAUUUGUGAGAAGAUUUUCAGGCCGUGGUUUUCUCCCACUCUGCUCGGAGCCAAAGCAGGACUUCCUCUGCAGGUGGAGCUGCAGCGAGCUGUGCAGGAGUGUUCAGAAACAGACCGGAGCGAGGAGGAGGAUGGAGGAGGAGGAAGAGGAGGUAGGGACAUCCACCAGCGUCUCCUCAGCAUCUUGAACCGCCUCGUCCAGGAGGGCGGGGGUUCAGCAGAAGGGGGCGGAGCCUGGGAGGGAAAAGGCCACGUCCACACGGCGCUGAACUUCUGACCCACGAAGACCUCAGGAAGCUUCUCCAGACCGGACCAAAACUCUGAUGUUCGUGCAUCACCAGGUCCUUCUUCGAGGGCAGGUUUUCCACUGAAAGCUGGGAAACAAGCGUUGAGACGCUCUGAACGAUGGAAAACUGUUCAUCCAGUGACUCAUUUUAAGGUCCACAGCCACAGUUUGAGCCACUCAGCAAACAGAUUCUCAAUCCACAGAGAGAUUCCAAAGUAAAUAUAGACUUCUUCGUCAAAAGUAUCAUUCCAACUCAACCAUCAGUGAUUCAACUGUAAUUUUAAUGGCAGAAAAUAUUGAUAUUUUUAAAGAUAAUUCUGAAAUUUCAGGUUGAUAUAUAAAAAACCUUCCACUAUUCAUCACGUCAAACAAGUUUUGUAACUUGGAAUGACUUUCCCAAUAAAUAAACAAUGGCUGAUUCACUUAUUAUUUGUCGGCAGUCAUUAAGAAUCACAGAAACUUUGUCAUAGUGCCCCUUAACAAGCUAACCUCAUCAAAAUUUUAGGCUAUGUUUGAACCUCUAUGAUUAGUUCUAGACUUAUACAACAGGUCCUCCGACCUGUAAUGCGUCUUUCAGACAACUACAAGUAGUAUUCAAACCUGUACAACUAGUUCCACAACUAUACAACUAGUUCUCAGAUCUCUACAGCUAGUUUCAGAUCUCUAGAACUAAUCUUGAGACCUGCACAACUAGUGCUCAGGUCUGUAUAACUAGUCUCUAGACCUUUACAGUGUAUUCCAGACCUCGACAACUAAACCUUUGACCUCUAUGGUUAGUUCUAGACUUAUACAACAGGUCCUCAGACUUUUAUAACUCUUUCCAGACAUCUACAACUAGUCAUCCGACCUCUACAACUAGUUCUAGUCAUCUAUAACUGGUGUACAGACCUCUACAAUUAGUUCCAGACGUAUAACUAGUUCUCAGACCUUAACAACUGGUUCACUAGUUCCAGAUCUCUACAACUAGUCCUUAGACUUCUAUGUCUAAUUCCAAGACCUCUACAACUUUUCCAUAGGCUUUUACAGCUACUUUCAGACCUCUAUUAGGUCUCACACAUCUACAGCUCGUCCUUAGAACUGUGCAACUCGUUGCAGACCUCUACGACUAGUUCUCAGACGUCUUCAGCUAGAUGUAGACCUCCACAACUGUAACAGUACCAGUAGUUACUUUCAGAUCUCUACCAACAAUCACACAUCUGCAAUUAGUCCUCAGACAUCUACAAAUAGUUUCAGACAUCUACAAGUAGUCUUCAGACAUAUACAACUCAUUGCAGACCUCUGCAACUCGUCCUCAGAACUUUAUAGCUAGUUCCAGAAAUCUGCAAUUAAUCCUCAGAUUUGCACAACUAGUUCCAGACCUGAACAACUAGUUCUCACACGUCUGAUGAGGGUAAACGUUUAGUCAAACUAUCACUCUCCAUUAGGUUGGACCAGUCCACAGUUGUAAACAUGCGGGAGUGUUCACAGGAAGUGAGAACAUAUUGACCAACCAAUGGACCAGGCCACCUUCACACUACACAUCUGGUAACGAGCAUAAUUAACUGUAUGAAUGACUGAAAUGUUUGGUUUAUAAAUGACUCCCUCUAUUUAGUCAUUCUAGACUGUGAAGGCUAAUCUCAUCUGUUUUUGAAAAUUUCAUUUAAUUCCCUCAAACCGUAUUUAAUUAUUUGUCCAGUAAAACACAAUGUACUGACUCAUGGAAAAGUUUUGGAAAAUAAAGACAUUUGCCUUCA
This is a messenger RNA of Amphiprion ocellaris (clown anemonefish), 3690 nucleotides long. RefSeq names its product divergent protein kinase domain 1C (gene dipk1c). The record is from RefSeq and is a predicted model, not a curated record. Lineage: Eukaryota; Metazoa; Chordata; Actinopteri; Pomacentridae. The coding region runs from base 524 to 1948 and encodes 474 amino acids. The transcript is spliced from 9 exons.